Molecule: messenger RNA, 1668 nt
Organism: Suillus subaureus
Lineage: Eukaryota; Fungi; Basidiomycota; Agaricomycetes; Boletales; Suillaceae
Product: WD40-repeat-containing domain protein
Exons: 11
Coding region: 1-1668 (555 amino acids)
Biological process (GO): regulation of DNA damage checkpoint
Cellular component (GO): nucleus
Molecular function (GO): protein binding; DNA binding
Source: RefSeq, a predicted model, not a curated record
AUGUCCGAGUUAACAGCAUAUGAACUCGAGCGUGAAGCCAACAUCGCGCGCAACCGCGCACUCCUAGAGGAGCUUGAUCUCAAGGACGCUGUCACUCAACUCGGCAUUCCCCCCAAACCCAAGCCUGUCCCAAAAAUAAGAGCGAAGCCCAUCCAAUCUGCGAAGAAGGUGAAACGAGAACGUGAAGUUGUAGAGGCGCCUCGUAGGCAGAGCGCACGUCUUAAGAAGGAGGUCGUGGACCCAAACGAAACCGCCGCCCAGAAGAAGCAGCGGGAGGAAGAACAGAAGAAGAGGCGCCAAAUUGAAGAGCAAGAGCGCCUUGAGGCUGAGGAGAAAGCUCGUCUUGCAAAACGCCCCAGACAUCAGGAAUUGGAUCUCACUACGUUGGGUGACAAACUAGAGGAGUCAGAACUCAGCUCACUCCGAUCGUCUCUGCAAGCAGUCACGAAUGUUCCGCUACCAAAACGUGCCGCAGAUGCGGAUGCAUUUGUAUUUCAUGAAGACCAGAAGAAUGAAACUGAAAUAAAAGAAUUGACAAAUAAACUUCAGAAGAUGAGGGUAGUGUCUCGCGCCAAGGUGACUGUGGACAGAGUCUACAGCGCUGCCUACCACCCCGAGGCUACCAAGGAUCUAGUGUUCUUUGGCGACAAACACGGUCAAAUUGGAAUAUGGGAUGCCAGAGCUCCCGUAGACGAGGUUGAAGAUGAAGACGGCGACAUCUCUGCAGACCAUAGAGAAGGCGGGAAACAUUGGCGCCUCCAGUGUCACUGGCCUGCUUCUUCGAUAUCGUCAAUAUCAUCUAUAAAAUUCGACCCAGUUGAUGCGCAUAGUCUAUUUACGACCUCAUACGAUAGCACAAUACGCCGCUUGUCUUUCGUCUCGGGAAUUUCGCAAGAAAUAUUCUCUUCAGAACACCUGAUCACAAGUAUGGACCUUCCAGUUGGUGGCCACGAGAUGUGGAUAUCUGACGCUUCCGGCGGCCUCACUCACCUUGAUCUUCGGGAACCAAAGGACAAGGCCUGUUGGUAUGGUUUGUCAGCUGCGAAAAUUGGCACCGUUAGUAUCAACCCGACAAGUCCGCAUUUCUUGCUCACGGCGUCGAACAGUCGUGUAUUGAAGGUGUGGGACGGCAGGAAACUACAGAAAUUGACCUCUGCAACUGGCCCAUAUCAACUCAGCCAAAACACUGUCGAAGACUUAGUCUGUUCAAAGAAGGGAAAGGGUACCGUUCGCGGUAUAUUCCAACAUGGAAAGUCGGUGAGCUCAGCAUACUGGGACCCGAGAGGGAGAAGUAUCGUUAGUACGAGUUACGACGAUUCAAUAAGAUUGUGGGAUUUGGAUGUCGCGAAGUACAACUCAUCACCCGCUUUCCCCUCCUUCACGCCAUUCCGCGGGAUAAAACACAACUGUCAGACGGGCAAAUGGGUGACUAUUCUUCGUGCGGUCUGGAAUCCCAACCCAGACGUAUUUCCCCACUUCACAAUCGGGAAUAUGAACUACGCUCUAGAUAUAUAUUCAUGCAAGGGACACUUGAUUGCGAGACUCAAGGACAGCCGGCUCACUGCUACACAAGCUGUAACAUGCUCCCACCCAAGCGUUGUCGAAAGAUGUGCAACAGGAAACGCAAGUGGGCGUUGUGUACUCUGGGCACCACCGGAUGUAGAGUGA